AUGCCUUCCCAAAAGUUGAAACUCCUUGGCGGGGGAGCCCAUGGCAUUGUGUUUCUUGCUGAAUAUUACAAUCCACCUACUUUCAAUGUUCGGAUGAAGUUAGCCGUAAAAUCUUCAAAGGUUGAGUUCUCAGAUUCAAUUUCGGGAGAAGGACAAAUCCUGAGAAAGUUGCAAAGAUGUCCCUAUAUUAUUCAGUGUUUCGGAGAUGAUACGAGCGGAGAGCAUGGGAACACGGUGUACAACCUUUUGUUGGAGUACGCUCCAGGUGGAACACUCAAGAAAUUGAUAAAUUCCAGGGAAGGGUUUUUUCCGGAAGACGAGGCUUCGCUCUAUGCUUAUCAGCUUCUGAAGGGAAUCCGGGAGGUGCAUCGUCGCGGGAUUGUCCACUGCGAUUUGAAGCCCAACAACAUUCUUGUCUUCCCAUGCGGCUGCGGCUCGAAUCAACUCAAGAUAGGCGAUUUUCGGCUAUCUAAGGUCGCCGGAGUGGGAGGUCACCGGGGAACUUUACUCUACACCUCCCCGGAAUCUCUGUUUUGUGGCAUGCAUGAGGCGCCUAAGGAUAUAUGGGCCAUAGGGUGCAUUGUGGCGGAGAUGAUGGCCGGGAAAUCACCUUGGAAGUUAUGUAACGACGAUGAUAAGUUAGCUCAAUACAUGGCCUUCAACCAACCCCAAAUCCCAACUAACAUAUCUGAUCAUGUCAAGGAUUUUCUGACAAGAUGUUUCGAAAGAAACCCAAAUGCUAGAUGGACUGCUGAUAAGUUACUCAAUCAUCCAUUUGUUAUCGAUAAUCCCCUGCUAUGCCUAAAGUGGGAGGAUUAUCAACCCUUGGGCAAUAGGCCUUUGGGGACGGGAGAAUGGAUUUCUAGUACUGGUUUAUUUCUCACCCCAAUUUAG
This is a messenger RNA of Ipomoea triloba (trilobed morning glory), 894 nucleotides long. Its product is annotated as mitogen-activated protein kinase kinase kinase 17-like. Bases 1 to 894 code for a protein of 297 amino acids. The transcript has a single exon. NCBI's taxonomy places the organism in Eukaryota, Viridiplantae, Streptophyta, Magnoliopsida, Solanales, Convolvulaceae. Gene Ontology annotation, biological process: protein phosphorylation. The record is from RefSeq and is a predicted model, not a curated record. Gene Ontology annotation, molecular function: ATP binding; protein kinase activity.